CCCGCUGAGGAAGGUAAAACCUUACUCGAGCUUGUGAUUGAACAGUUUGAAGACUUACUAGUUAGGAUUUUGUUGCUGGCUGCUUGCAUAUCUUUUGUCCUGGCCUGGUUUGAAGAAGGUGAAGAAACAAUCACUGCAUUUGUAGAACCUUUUGUAAUAUUACUUAUCCUAGUAGCCAAUGCAAUUGUGGGAGUAUGGCAGGAAAGAAAUGCUGAAAAUGCUAUUGAAGCUCUUAAAGAAUAUGAACCAGAAAUGGGCAAGGUGUAUCGACAGGACCGAAAAAGUGUCCAGAGGAUUAAAGCAAGAGACAUUGUCCCAGGAGAUAUUGUGGAAGUGGCAGUUGGAGACAAGGUUCCUGCUGACAUAAGAAUUACUUCCAUCAAAUCUACGACUCUAAGGGUAGACCAGUCAAUCCUCACAGGUGAGUCUGUGUCUGUUAUUAAGCACACUGACCCUGUGCCUGAUCCUCGUGCUGUAAAUCAAGACAAGAAGAACAUGCUCUUUUCUGGUACUAACAUUGCUGCUGGGAAGGCUAUGGGAAUGGUGAUUGCAACAGGAGUAAACACUGAAAUUGGAAAAAUCCGUGAUGAAAUGGUGGCUACGGAGCAAGAGAGAACCCCUCUGCAGCAGAAACUGGAUGAGUUUGGAGAGCAGCUGUCUAAGGUCAUCUCCCUGAUCUGCAUUGCUGUGUGGAUAAUAAACAUUGGGCAUUUCAACGAUCCUGUCCACGGUGGCUCCUGGAUCCGAGGUGCUAUCUAUUACUUUAAGAUUGCUGUUGCUCUUGCUGUUGCUGCCAUUCCUGAGGGUCUCCCUGCUGUCAUUACCACGUGCCUGGCUCUCGGAACCCGGAGGAUGGCCAAGAAGAAUGCAAUUGUUAGGAGUCUUCCCUCUGUGGAAACCUUGGGCUGCACCUCAGUGAUCUGCUCUGACAAGACUGGGACUCUGACCACAAACCAGAUGUCAGUCUGCAGGAUGUUUAUCCUGGACAGAGUAGAAGGAGAUACUUGUUCUUUGAACGAAUUUACUAUAACUGGUUCAACGUAUGCUCCCAUGGGAGAGGUGCACAAAGAUGACAAACUCAUUAAAUGCAGCCAGUAUGAUGGCCUUGUAGAACUGGCAACCAUCUGUGCUCUCUGCAAUGAUUCCUCUUUGGAUUAUAAUGAAGCUAAGGGAGUUUAUGAAAAGGUUGGUGAAGCCACGGAAACAGCACUUACCUGUCUGGUUGAGAAGAUGAAUGUGUUUGACACAGACUUGAAAGGACUUUCCAGAAUCGAACGUGCGAACGCCUGCAACUCGGUGAUAAAACAACUCAUGAAGAAAGAAUUCACUUUGGAAUUCUCGAGAGACAGAAAGUCUAUGUCUGUAUACUGCACCCCGAACAAGCCGAGCCGCACGCCCAUGAGCAAGAUGUUCGUCAAGGGUGCUCCUGAAGGUGUGAUUGACAGAUGUACUCACGUCAGGGUUGGAAAUGCUAAAAUCCCCUUAACCCCAGGAAUUAAACAGAAAAUAAUGUCUGUCAUCAGAGAAUGGGGAACUGGUAGAGAUACGCUGCGUUGCUUGGCUCUGGCAACCCAUGACAAUCCCCCCAAAAAAGAGGAGAUGAACCUGGAGGACUCCACAAAUUUCAUUAACUAUGAGACCAACCUCACCUUUGUGGGCUGUGUGGGAAUGCUGGAUCCUCCCAGGAUUGAAGUAGCUUCAUCCAUAAAGCUGUGCAAGCAAGCUGGCAUCAGGGUCAUUAUGAUCACCGGUGACAACAAGGGCACGGCCGUGGCCAUCUGCCGCCGCAUCGGCAUCUUCGUGGAGGACGAAGAUGUGUCCUCGAAAGCCUUUACAGGUCGUGAGUUUGAUGAGCUCUCCCUCGCUGCCCAGAGGGAUGCCUGCCACAAUGCUCGCUGCUUUGCUCGUGUGGAGCCUUCCCACAAGUCCAAAAUUGUUGAGUUUCUUCAGUCUUUUGAUGAGAUCACAGCUAUGACUGGUGAUGGUGUCAAUGAUGCUCCUGCACUGAAGAAAGCAGAGAUUGGAAUUGCUAUGGGUUCCGGUACUGCAGUGGCUAAAACUGCUUCUGAAAUGGUUUUAGCAGAUGACAAUUUCUCCACCAUUGUAGCUGCUGUGGAGGAAGGACGUGCCAUAUACAACAACAUGAAACAGUUCAUCCGAUACCUGAUCUCCUCCAACGUUGGGGAGGUUGUUUGUAUCUUCUUGACUGCUGCCCUGGGUUUUCCUGAAGCUCUAAUUCCUGUUCAGCUGCUAUGGGUGAACCUAGUGACAGAUGGUCUCCCUGCUACUGCUCUGGGCUUUAACCCUCCUGACCUUGACAUCAUGAACAAGCCACCACGGAACCCCAAGGAGCCCCUGAUCAGUGGGUGGCUCUUCUUCCGGUACUUGGCCAUUGGGUGUUACGUUGGUGCUGCCACAGUGGGUGCUGCUGCCUGGUGGUUUAUUGCUGCUGAUGGUGGUCCAAGACUUUCCUUUUAUCAGCUGAGCCAUUUCCUGCAGUGCAAAGAGGACAAUCCAGACUUCUUUGGUGUGGACUGUGUGGUCUUUGAGUCUCCAUAUCCAAUGACAAUGGCUCUUUCUGUGCUUGUCACCAUAGAGAUGUGCAAUGCCCUCAACAGCCUGUCAGAGAAUCAGUCCCUGAUGAGGAUGCCUCCAUGGGAGAACAUCUGGCUGGUGGGAGCCAUUUGCCUGUCCAUGUCCCUCCACUUCCUUAUCCUUUAUGUGGAACCACUGCCAAUUAUCUUCCAGAUCACCCCCCUGAACGUGACACAGUGGCUGAUGGUAUUGAAAAUCUCCCUCCCAGUCAUUCUGCUGGAUGAAACACUUAAAUAUGUGGCUCGUAACUACCUGGAACCUGGUAAAGAUAGUGUGCAGCCUGCCAGCAAACCCUGUGCCCUGUCAGCAUGCACCGAGGGAGUGUCCUGGCCGUUUGUGUUCAUUACUCUGCCCCUGGUCAUUUGGCUUUACAGCACAGACACUAACUUUAGUGAUAUGUUCUGGUCUUGACUGACAUGGUGAUGAAUUUUACAUUCAAAGACAAAAAGAAAAGUUUAACUUAAUUUUUUUAUUGUUUAGAGCAACUUGUCUAUUUCUGCUGAAUUUUCACAUGAACAUAUUUGCUGGUGAUGGAGGUUUCAUAAUCUAGAUUUUUGGGUUUUUUUUGUUUUUUGGCUUUUUCUGACUUCAGUGGGGGCAAUAUAUUCCUCUUUUAUACACAGUUAAAAUGUCCAUUGACGUGUACAGAGAACUAACACUAUUUUAUGCAAAUAUUUUUUUGUAGAUGAAAAGCAUGUACAGUGUUCUGUUCAAUAGUCUCUUCAUGUAAAGCAAAGUCAAUUUGUUUGGAGCCAGCGGACACUAGAGAACUAAAUUGGCAGCAGAUUUUAGGGAAUGAAUGUGUGUUGUCUUAAAAACUAAAAAAAGCAUGUAACUGUUUGUCUUCUGCAUGACCAUCCAAACUUAAUUUGUCAUGAAGUCAGGUUUGAGGCACGAGCAGAACCUUCUGCCCUGGGUAGAGUCCUGCUCAGGAUUGCUCUCGAUUUCCUUCUCCCUCACUCUUGGUUCUUGCCUGUCCUUGUGUUUACACCACUCUCUGGAUGAGGUAUUGCCUAAUCUUGCUCAUGCAGAAAAUACCAUUCCAGGUGCAGCCUGCUGGGGUUCUUCCAUACUCUCAACACACAUAGGGUUGUUUUGUUUUUGAAAGAUUAUUUAUUUGUCUACUGUAUUUUAUUGUAACAGACCUUACUUUGCCAGUGUUGCCCAUUAUGCAGGGAUAGGGAGGGCUGUUUCUGUCUCCUUGAAUCUAAAGCCCUUUAAACAACCACAAUCUGAACUCAAAAGAUGGUUUAAGCUGGGGUUUAAUACCUUCAUUGACACAUGUCAGAGCCUUUCUUUUUC
This is a messenger RNA of Acanthisitta chloris (rifleman), 3897 nucleotides long. RefSeq names its product sarcoplasmic/endoplasmic reticulum calcium ATPase 2-like. Lineage: Eukaryota; Metazoa; Chordata; Aves; Passeriformes; Acanthisittidae. The record is from RefSeq and is a predicted model, not a curated record. Gene Ontology annotation, biological process: calcium ion transmembrane transport; intracellular calcium ion homeostasis. Gene Ontology annotation, cellular component: membrane. Gene Ontology annotation, molecular function: ATP hydrolysis activity; P-type calcium transporter activity; ATP binding.